AUGCCUCGCAAGUUCUUCGUCGGCGGCAACUUCAAGAUGAACGGGUCUGUCUCGUCCAUCAAGGAGAUUGUCAACAACCUCAACAACGCCGUUCUCGAUGCCGAAGUCGAGGUCGUUGUUUCCCCCCCAGCCAUCUACCUCCAACUUGUUCGGAGCAACCUUCGCUCGUGCAUCGAGGUUGCUGCCCAGAACGUCUUUGACAAACCCGAUGGCGCUUUCACUGGCGAGAUUUCCGUCUCCCAGCUCAAGGACAGCAAUAUCAACUGGGCUAUCCUGGGCCACUCUGAGCGCCGCACUAUUCUGAAGGAGUCUGACCAAGUGGUCGCCUCCAAGACCAAAUAUGCCACCGAGAAUGGCCUCGGCGUCAUCUGGUGCUGCGGUGAGAGUCUUGAGGAGCGCGAGGCCGGCAAGACCGUCGAAGUUGUGACCAGGCAGCUUGCGGCUCUCAAGGAACAAAUCAACGACUGGUCCAAGAUUGUCAUCGCCUACGAGCCCAUCUGGGCUAUUGGUACUGGCAAAGUUGCCACUACUGAGCAGGCUCAGGAGGUGCACAAGGCCAUUCGUGAAUGGCUCAAGAGCGUCAGCGAGAAAGUGGCUGACGAGACCCGAAUCCUGUACGGUGGCAGCGUCAACGAGAAGAACUGCGGAGAGCUCAGCAAGCAGCCCGACAUUGAUGGUUUCUUGGUGGGUGGUGCUUCUCUUAAGCCUGCCUUCAUUGACAUCAUAAACUGCAGGAAGCAGUGA
Ustilaginoidea virens is the source of this 744-nucleotide messenger RNA. RefSeq lists its product as uncharacterized. Gene Ontology annotation, cellular component: cytosol. NCBI's taxonomy places the organism in Eukaryota, Fungi, Ascomycota, Sordariomycetes, Hypocreales, Clavicipitaceae. Gene Ontology annotation, molecular function: triose-phosphate isomerase activity. The coding region runs from base 1 to 744 and encodes 247 amino acids. The record is from RefSeq and is a predicted model, not a curated record. The transcript has 4 exons. Gene Ontology annotation, biological process: gluconeogenesis; glycolytic process; glycerol catabolic process.